CGCGGUAACACUGGAACCAUAUUUUUUCUGUCGACUUGAAAUCAAAACAGAAAAAACACUAUUUUUAAUAGAUGCUUAUUGAAAUGCCGUUCUUGUAUGCCGUUUUCUUCAUAUUUGCUUAACAGCUUACGGUUAUGAAGCUGCAACAAAACAUUAAGUGAUAGCCUGGCCUAGUGAAACUUGAGCAGACCAUUACACACACACAAAACACACACCCACACAUGCAAAUGGAGCAGCAGCAACACGUCUCAAAGUUGUUUGUCUGCACGGCGGUUGACUGUAAAGAUGAAAUCGAGGAGAAAUUUGAGCGGUCUUUCAUUAACCUGCAGCAACAAAUUGCAGGCCUUAGUGAUAAGGAGAUGCACGACAUGCUGUCGCAGUUUGUUUGCAAAGACAAGCAGCAUGACGAGAUAUCAAUUGGCUUCCUUUAUAUAAUGCUAACAGACCCUGGCAUGGCUCCAAAAACAUAUCGGGACAUAACUCUUGUCUCCAGGGAUGGGAUGAAUGUGAUUGUUUCAAACCUCACCUUACUUGUCGCCGAGAAGUAUUCGAAGCUCACAGAGGUUGCCCGCAGACAGCUUAUCUGGGUAUUGCGAGAGUUUGUGAAACACCAGGUACUCAGUGUCGAGAAUGUAAUUUGGAACUGUUUACGACAAGCUGGCGGAGGAGAUGCAUCCCACAGGAACCUUUUUCUCGUGGAGAGUCUACUCGAUAUAUUCAUCGAGUACAGAGCUUGGCUGGAAGCCAAUCCAUUUCUCGUACAAUCCACAGUUUACAGCUAUGUGCGCCUCAUAGAAGAUCAUGCAAAUCCCGCCUUGAUAUCACUUCGUCAAAAGGAAGUUAAGUUUACGAUUUCAUUGAUCCGGGAACGCUUCCAUGAUAUCAUUCCACUAGGAAGAGAUUUUGUGCGCCUUUUGCAAAACGUUGCGCGCAUUCCCGAGUUCGAGCAACUGUGGCGUGAUAUUCUUUAUAGUCCGAAAAGCUUACAUCCAACAUUCAAUGGGAUUUGGCAAUUGCUACAAAUUCGGACAAGUCGAAGGUUUCUGCAAUGUCGUCUGCUGCCAGAGAUGGAACGCAAAUUACAUUUUCUGGCGUCGUCGGUGAAGUUUGGUAACCAAAAGCGCUACCAGGAUUGGUUUCAGGACAAGUAUUUUGCCACACCGGAGUCGCACAGCUUGCGCUCCGACCUCAUCCGUUUUAUCAUUAACGUAAUCCACCCGACUAACGAUAUGCUUUGUUCGGACAUAAUACCGCGAUGGGCGAUCAUUGGCUGGCUCAUCUCAUCAUGCACAAACCCAAUUGCAUCGGCCAAUGCGAAGCUGUCAUUGUUUUACGAUUGGUUAUUUUUCGAUCCAGCCAAAGAUAAUAUUAUGAACAUAGAGCCCGGCAUUCUAGUGAUGUACCACUCCAUCAGAAAUCAUCCAUUUGUCAGCAGUACGCUUUUAGAUUUUCUGUGUCGCAUAACAAAGAACUUUUAUGUGAAGCAUGAGGAUAAAAUACGAAUGGGCGUCUACAAUUCCUUAAAACUUAUCCUCGACAAACAGGUGAUACCAAACCUACAGCCACUGUUUGAAUCGCCGAAACUUGACAGAGAGCUUCGCAAUUUAAUACGAGAAAACUUCAGGGAAUUUGUGUCGUCUGCUGCAAACCUAACUCAGCCAGUUUAUCCAACGCCACAUCCUAUCCCUGGACAAAUUGUCAAAAAAGAUGCAGACCAACGUAUGUUGCAUGGGGAAAAUUUUGAUAUGGCUGGAACUGUGUUUGCCACUAACAUUGGAUCUGUCGUAUCGCUGGUAGAUGAGGACAACAAAAUGGCAAUCCCGCCGUCAGAGCGAGAAAUUGAAGGCAUUUUCAGCGAGCAAGACGUUGAGAGCUUGGGCAGGAAUAAUAAAAACGAUGAAAAUACCGAUGACGACGACGACUUGCCACUUUCAAAAGUCAGACUUAAAGAAAAGCCAAAGGUCGAGCUAGCCGAAGCAAUUGCCGAAUCAUUUGAAUCUUUUAUAACGAAACGAAACUCAUUUACAUGGGAAUCAUUUUUAAAGGAUUUCCGCUCGUUACCAGCGUCUGCCUUCGAUGAGUUUCAGCUCAGUUAUGUGAUCUCGAAUACCGUUUUAAUUCUUCGCGAAACCUUACCACAGCAAAAUAUAUUCUCGGAGAGCAAGACUGAUGAGAAGUUUUUGGCAAAGAGCAUUAGCUAUCCCAUAUACGGUCUGUUCCGUUUCCUAUACGAAAACGAUGAUAAGAGCAAAAAACCAUUUCAAACAAUGCUCUCGGAGAUAUGUGAGCGCAUACCUGAAACAGGAUUUUUGCUACUCUACUUCAUGAAGAUUCACUGCAAGUUGCAAACACGAAAAAAUGCACAACUUUCAUAUCAGUUCAAGACGACCGUCUAUCGACAAAUAUGCGAUGCAACGGAUGACAAGGUUGGCAAUUGCCUGGUCAGAGACCUCGACCUGCUUGAGAAGGAAAAUACAACCAUUUACCUAUGGCUCCUGCCUGACAUCUAUCGAGAGUUCAAGUCAAUUGCAACGAAUAACACUGAGCUCUUGCGUAUUACACUUCGCUGCAUAGAUGCAAAAAAUGUUCGCGACAUAAUAUACUCGGUCGCGCAAGGCAAACUCACCAUAUUUAAACAAGAUGGACUAAUUGAUUGUAUUAGAGAGAGCCUAGAUUAUGAGACAUACGAACAAUUCUGUCUGUGGCAGCUCGUGCAAGCACACGAUGUACCCUUAAAGACUAUACAGGACCUAUUGCCCGAAUUGGAAGCUGCUAAUCAUCCCGAAGCACUCAGUCAUUUUCUCUUACUUUUAAAAAAUGAAGAGCCAACGAAUGAAAUCAUUCGACUAAUGCUUAGCAGGGAAGCUAAAUCAAGGGGAGAUCCCUUUGUAACUUCGGCGUUAAGGUUUUGGUGUCAGCGGUACGAAGAAAAGCUGUCGGAAAUCAUUGCAUCUUUGCUCACGUCAAAAUAUCCCAGCUCAUCUCCUAACAAAAGAAAACGACCAUCUAAAGGCAGUUCCGUUGCCAGCAGUACACCCUCCGCUGAUCAAGUAUUAAACCAUCUAGAGCAUUAUAGAAGAAGCUGCAGGCACGGCACAGGUACCGGGCUAUAUGUUCAUGAUAUGAUGCAGCGAGCAUUACAAUCGGCAUACUCCCAUAGUAAUGAGAGCACAAAGAAACAAUUUAGUGAUCUAUUCGCAUUGGCAGCGGAAGACGAAGUCACUGCCGUUGGCCGUCGUGGAGGGAGCGGUCGAGGACGCAAGCAACCAGUUAGUAAAAAGGACGCAAAUAAUCACAACACGGGCAACAAAAAGAACUCGGAGAUCAUUAAAACCAUAUACUCAUCGGAUGAAAACUCGAGCGAGGAGGAUUGGUCAAAACAGAAACCUACACAGGCUGCAAAGAAAAGGAAAAAAAGUGAGCAAUGAGUCUGACUGACAGUUUGAUCGUCAAAGACUGGCUUCAGUCCAAAUUGUAUGCUUUGACGAAGUGAAUUAUAUGAAAAAC
Drosophila subobscura is the source of this 3507-nucleotide messenger RNA. RefSeq names its product integrator complex subunit 3 homolog (gene IntS3). The coding region runs from base 222 to 3428 and encodes 1068 amino acids. The transcript has 11 exons. Lineage: Eukaryota; Metazoa; Arthropoda; Insecta; Diptera; Drosophilidae. Gene Ontology annotation, cellular component: cytoplasm. The record is from RefSeq and is a predicted model, not a curated record.